UGGAUGUAUUAUUUAGCUUUUACUUGGUAAACAACGGUAACUUCAACGGGCAGUGGUAGAUCACCCAGCUAGCUAUGUAUAGUACAAUACUUUUAGUAGAACUUCAGAAUUCAGAAGUGUUACCAACUAACGUUAAUAUACUUUGCAAAAAUGGAUAAAGUAUUAAUAGUAGCUAGCUACAUGCAACAGAAUGCCUCGGCUAGUCAUAUUUACCAAUAAUGCAUUUACCGUAGCAUUUCAAUGGUUAGCUACCUAGUCGAGAUGGAACGGAGUUUAGCUAGCUAGCUAGCUAACUGCUUGAUGUAGGCGACCGUUUGGUUGUUAAAUCAACGAUGGAUCAUAUCUUGUGUAUAUGUUUUAUCAUACGAUAAUGUUUUGUAUGUAAAAAAUAAAUCGAGAUACUUUUAAGUAAAAAGCACAAUUCAAAUAAAAAUAUAUUGGAUAUUGGAGUAACGUUAGAUGUAUCAUAAAGCUAACUAGCUAAGUAAAGUAGAAGUAGCUAUCUCAACGUGCGUAAAUAUAGUUCAUUACUUCCAUUAUUGACAACUAGCUAGCUAGCCAAUAAACCGGAACAAUUUGAAUUAAUACCUCUCAACGUCCUCUAUUUCAAACAUUAGCUAGUUAGCUAGCAUGUCAAACACAAACGUUUCAAACUGGCACCGGAGUUAUUUGGUUAUUUCUGCUGCGCAUCCCCACUGUUAUUUACGGUAACGUAGCGUUAUUACUGGUUCCGUCACCCUGAAGUAUCUAGCUAAAACGCUUUACGACUGUGUUGACAACUGAGGCUUUUGUUUUCUCCAGCGGGUGUCUGCUGUUGGUAUAUUUUCCCAGUUACGUUUUAGUUUUCUACAAGAGUUGUUUUGUAAUGAGUGUAAAAUGAGUGUUUUUGACUUAUUUCGCGGGAUUUUCGGAGUACCUGGAGGUCAUCAUCGUGGACGAAGGGACCCUUUCUUCGAUGCUAUGACUCAUGAUGAUGACGACGAUGAUGAAGAAGAUGGAUUUUACUAUGAUGGGUUCCGGGGCGACCAGCAGGACCCCUUUGACAGUGCCUGGAGGUUUGGCUUCAGCGUUGGCCCCGAUGGGAUGAGGAUCCAGGAGCCUCCAGUGUUUGGCCACAUCCUCAGGGAGAUGGAGGAUAUAUUCUCCCAGCUGGGCCACUGGGACAGACCGCCAUAUUCUGGACACUUUGGUGUUCCCAGUAUCAUGCCGCAGCCACCUCAGGAACGAGCAGAGAGGAGUGGAGGGGGAUCCGGUGGGAACCCCCUGAGAGACUUUAUGCUCAAAUCCCCGGACAACAACCCACAAGCACCCCAAGCAGGGCCAUCUCGAGAGCCCAGAAAUAAUGGCCACCCUUCUUAUGAGUCACCAGAAUUUCCCAGCUUGCCAUUCCAUGGCUGGACCCCUUUCUCAAAGUUUAAUGAUAUUUGGAAAAGAGGGCCAUCGAAAGCUCCAGAUGACGAAUGCAAAGAAGACAGAGAUCUGGACUCUGCAGUGUCCUCUGGGGGCCUGGAUCAGUUUCUAGCACCACCUGCUGGUCAGGCUCCGAACCAACCCAGGACCCGCUCGUUCUUCCAAUCGGUCAUCGUCACCAAGGUGGUGAAACCUGAUGGGACUGUAGAAGAGAGGCGAACAGUUCGAGACAGCCAAGGUAAGGAAGAGACCACCGUGACCAACUCAGGAGGUCCUGGUAGGCUGGAGGGACCAGACCGUCAAACUGGACCUGUCAUAUCAGGUGGUCAAAAUCCAUUUUCGGACAUGCGGGAUGAUGACUCCUUAUUCUCAAAGUUCUUUGGGGGGUUUAAAUAAAUCAUAAAGUGGAGUAUUGUAUAUUCUCUGGGCAGGUUGACCAUAGUUUUUGUUCCCUGAAAACAUUUCAGUCUGAGUGUUCAUCUAGAGCUUUAAGUUUGCAUAUACUGUAUAUAGGAUAUAUGGUCAGAACAAUUGCAUGACCCUACAAUUGCCAAAAUAAAUGUGUUGGAUUAGAGUCUUUGGCCUGUCUAAGGACACACCAGGAUUUCCAACUGACCACGUAGACUAGAAGCUGCCAAUCCCGAAGACUAUUGAUUUUGACAAAUCGAGACACAUCAGGUAAUAAACAAUUCACAAUUAGA
Messenger RNA from Perca flavescens (yellow perch), 2111 nucleotides. RefSeq names its product HCLS1 associated protein X-1 (gene hax1). The transcript is spliced from 7 exons. The coding region runs from base 877 to 1806 and encodes 309 amino acids. Gene Ontology annotation, cellular component: clathrin-coated vesicle; sarcoplasmic reticulum; mitochondrion. Lineage: Eukaryota; Metazoa; Chordata; Actinopteri; Perciformes; Percidae. Gene Ontology annotation, biological process: negative regulation of apoptotic process; regulation of actin filament polymerization. The record is from RefSeq and is a predicted model, not a curated record.